Culex quinquefasciatus (southern house mosquito) is the source of this 762-nucleotide messenger RNA. RefSeq names its product U2 snRNP-associated SURP motif-containing protein. The record is from RefSeq and is a predicted model, not a curated record. Bases 199 to 762 code for a protein of 187 amino acids. The transcript is spliced from 4 exons. Lineage: Eukaryota; Metazoa; Arthropoda; Insecta; Diptera; Culicidae.
AUCGGUCAAGGCCCGUUCUUACACUGAAAAUUGCGAAUUGCGAAUUGCGAAUAUCGGCCGGAAGGUAGAAAUAUGCUUUCCCCAGACCGAAGACCCAAGAAUUCAGUUGAAUCCGGUCACAAAAUUAUCUACCUCUCCGUGAUUCUUGGUUUCCCAGUCUUGGAGAACCGGAAUCUUGCUUAAACCACGAAUCACGGGAUGAACGUGAUGAACGUAUUCAAAGCGUGGGAGGAGUGGGCCGACUACCCGAAGAACUUUUUGCUUAGGCUGCAGCACACCUUCCUGGGGAUUGCGAUUGUCGAAAAGCAACCGGAGGAAGUUCCCGCCCUGCUGAAGGGAAUUGCCGAUACAGAUUCCAGAACGCCAGUGCUUAAGCACGACAUCUACAACGACGGGAUGCCGCUAAACACCACGGAGGACAUAGACGGCGUUCCGAUGCAGAGCUCGGAGGAGAAGCUCAAAACUGGCGGCCCAGUUCUCCCCUCUACUCCAGCAAAAGCCACAGCAAGCGUGAAGCGUCCCUUUUAUCGGUCCAAACCAGCAGCAAGUCCACCCAUCGGUGAGGACUCUCAGAAUGGACAGAUUACGGGCGAAGGUCAUGCAGGUUUAUCAACCAAUUGCUGGUGGCACCCGCCGGGUUGUCCGUUGAAGUCCGAUGAUGGAGCCGUGUGCACUGUAGUUGGCAGCUUCAAGUGGGAUUCGGAAGAAGGCACCUCCGCGCAGCACACGAGAUCUAGCUUGCAGAUUCAGCUCACCGAGUAG